Molecule: messenger RNA, 1092 nt
Organism: Polyodon spathula (Mississippi paddlefish)
Lineage: Eukaryota; Metazoa; Chordata; Actinopteri; Acipenseriformes; Polyodontidae
Exons: 2
Coding region: 91-1020 (309 amino acids)
Source: RefSeq, a predicted model, not a curated record
UUGGAAACUACUGUUUGUUUUCUUCGUGUGCACCUACCCGCUCACAAGUGGUACCAGAAGUGGGGCCCUUUGUUGCACACAGUGGUCAGGAUGUUUCCAGUGAACACCCAUGAUAAGGAAGAUGCUGCUUGGCCAGUGGGAGCCAACGGAGCUGCGGCAGGAGUCGCUAGUGAGCUCACCGCUACAGUGCAGCAUUUGUUGACAGCUAUGCAGCAUCAACAGCUACAGUUCCAGGAACUCGUCCUGAAAACCCUGACGACUCAUCGGCAAACUGGACCCAGCCAGAUGCUGUCCAAGAUGACCCCCGACGACGACAUAGAAGGCUACUUAAGGGUCUUUGAGCAGACCGCCGAGUGUGAGAAAUGGGCCCCAGCAGAGUGGACGAUCACACUAGCACCGUUCCUGUGUGGGGAGGCGCAGAAAGCCUAUGUUGACCUAAACAGAGAAGCGGCUUGCAACUAUCAAAAGUUAAAAGCAGAGAUCCUGGCCCGACUGGGGGUGACUACAGUAGUUCAAGCUCAGCGGUUCUAUGACUGGCAGUACAACCCUGAGCGGCCGGGGGGUUCCCAGCUAUUUGACCAGCUACUCUUGGCGAAGAAAUGGCUUAACCCCGAGCUCAAUUCACCCGGACGGGUGGUCGAGUUGAUGGUAAUGGACAGGUUCAUCCGGAGCCUUCCCACGGCAGCCAGAGAGCGAGUAGCAGAAAGAGACCCCAGCACCCUGGAUGACACCAUAGCUGCGUUGGAACGCUACAUCGCAGCACAGGUUCUGGGGCAUGCGGACCGGCAGGUCCAGGAGAAGAGAGGGACUACUAUAGUCAAGUCACUUGUCCGCUUGGACCCAAAACUGGCGCCUGCAGACGAUCGCCAUAGAGAACCACGAGGACCACACCGACACCUUCUAGGGAAGCAAGAGGCCCCUGCCGCUGCCACCAAGCAGGAGGCAUUCACUGGAGAGAAUGGAUGUUGGACACAGCCAAAGUAUACCAUGUCUCCAAACCAGCUCAGCAGCCAGACCUAGAAAGGAGGGAGAAUCGACCAGGUGGAUCCCUGACAGUAGCUAUGGGCGAUCAGCUGAAUAAGCAACAGCAAG